This is a messenger RNA of Saccoglossus kowalevskii, 1272 nucleotides long. RefSeq lists its product as uncharacterized. NCBI's taxonomy places the organism in Eukaryota, Metazoa, Hemichordata, Enteropneusta, Harrimaniidae. Gene Ontology annotation, molecular function: calcium ion binding; alpha-amylase activity. The record is from RefSeq and is a predicted model, not a curated record. Gene Ontology annotation, biological process: carbohydrate catabolic process.
AUGAAGUAUAAGGUUGCAUUCACCAGACGUCUUCUGCUGUUGUUCAUUUGUUUUAAUGUCGUGCUUGGCAAAACUCCACAAGAAUGGAAAUCCCGCGUAGUGUAUCAGAUUCUGACGGACCGGUUUGCGCAUACGGACAAGUCCCCAGAUGAGGAUUGUCAGGAACUGUACGAGUAUUGUGGCGGCACGUUCAAGGGCAUUGAGAAUAACUUGGACUACAUCAACGGUCUUGGGGCGAAUGCUAUCUGGAUUUCACCAUUUGCUGAAAACACAGAACUCGGUUUUCAUGGUUACUGGUCAAAAAAUAUAUACGAGACGAACCCACAUUUUGGCAGCAAACAGGACCUCAAAGACCUGAUAGCAGCGUGUCACAGUAGAGACGUGUGGGUCAUGGCAGACUUAGUACUGAAUCACAUGGGAUAUCCUGACGGCUGUCACUGGAGUGGAUGUCCUAUAGAUAAUGCAAAUAACUUCACUGAAUUUGUCCCGUUUAACGACGAAGCUGACUACCACACCUACUGUGAUAUCGAUUGGAGCAACGAACAACAAGAAAAUGUUGAAAUGUGUCGGUUGGCUUACCUCCCUGAUCUGAAUCAGACAGUCGCGACCGUGCGCGAGACAUUGUUGAACUGGGUUCGUGACCUCAACACGGAGUAUGGUUUUGAUGGAUAUCGAUUGGAUUUUGUAAAAGGGAUAUCCAAAGAUUUUUGGGCAGAAGUCGAUGAAGCUAGCGAUUCUUUCACUCUGGGAGAGGCAUCUGACUGGAGAACCGAUUUUGUAGCCAGUUAUCAAGGUUCCUUAGAUUCGUUACUUUCAUUUCCGAUGUACUAUACCUUAGAGGAUGUCUUCCAGACCUCUCCACUGGGAAAAUUGACACAGAUUCAUGACCAGCUUUUGCGGGAGGCCGACGAAUAUCAGGACACGUCAGUUCUUGGUGGUUUCCUUGACAACCAUGACCGAAAACGAUUCCUGGCUAACAAUGGCAACUCAGCAACACUGCGGAGUGCGUUAGCUUAUCUGCUAAUGGCUAAAUGGAUUCCAAUCAUAUAUUACGGAACAGAGGUUGGUUUUGAUGGCGGUAAUGAUCCACAGAAUCGCGAGUCUCUUUGGCCUCAUUAUGACACCAGUCAUGAACUAUAUCAGUUUAUUGCUGACGUGAAUACGUUUAGUCGCAGUCUGGGUCAGAAUUUCAUUGACAGCGACCAGACUGAAACAACGUAUGACGAUGAGUUCUAUUCGUUCACUAGACUGGAUGUAAGUAGCAUGGUGUAA